Exaiptasia diaphana is the source of this 1394-nucleotide messenger RNA. RefSeq names its product N(4)-(Beta-N-acetylglucosaminyl)-L-asparaginase. The record is from RefSeq and is a predicted model, not a curated record. Gene Ontology annotation, cellular component: lysosome. Gene Ontology annotation, biological process: protein deglycosylation. Gene Ontology annotation, molecular function: N4-(beta-N-acetylglucosaminyl)-L-asparaginase activity. Lineage: Eukaryota; Metazoa; Cnidaria; Anthozoa; Actiniaria; Aiptasiidae. The transcript has 12 exons. Bases 164 to 1306 code for a protein of 380 amino acids.
UUCUAAUAUCAAUUGUCGAGAGAACAAUGAGGAUUUCAUAAAAAGUAAAUUGAGAAAGUGUCAACAUUUAUAGCGUACAGCUACMAUCGGAUGAAACUACAGGGAUCCCAUAUCGAUAACAGUCGUGUGACAUUGAUGAGACGGCGAGCCGUGGUUGUUGAGAAUGGCGUCGAGUGUUACUUGCAUUAAGUMCUUUCUUAUGGCAAGCUAUAUGUUGGUAGUGUGUGGUGAUUUACCAGUUGUUUUGAACACUUGGRCGUUUAAAGUAGCAUCGGAUAAAGCCUAUGAAGUGAUGGAGGCAGGACAGUCUUCGCUUGAUGCAGUUGUUAAAGGAAURACAGUGUGCGAGUUGAAGCCUUGUGCAAAGAAUCCACUGAACCCUAAUGUGGGUUUUGGAGGAAAACCAAAUGAAGAAGGAGAAACGACUCAAGAUGCCAUGAUAAUGGACGGUGUUACUCAUGCAAGUGCUGCUGUUGGGUGUAUAAAAAGAAUCAAAAACGCAAUUGGUGUAGCAAGAGCAGUCAUGAAGUACACCAAGCAUUCUCUGUUGGUCGGUCAGGAUGCCACAAACUUUGCGAAACGCGUGGGAUUUCCUGAGGAGGAUUUGCAUACUAACAAUUCCAGGAAGACUUGGAAUGAUUGGAAAAACAAAAAAUGUCAACCAAAUUUUUGGAAACCGAUUGUUUCUGGUGCAAAUAACAGCUGUGGACCUUACAAUUUUCCAUCUCGAGCUAAAAGGCAAACCCUCUCAAGCAAGCUUAGAAUCGAUGACAACAACCAUGACACAAUCGGAAUGGUUGCAGUUGAUGCUAAUGGUAAUGUUGCAAGUGGAACUUCUACAAACGGUCUUGSUUUUAAAAUCGCAGGACGAGUUGGCGAUUCACCAAUAGCUGGAGCUGGUUCAUAUGCUGAUAAUGACGUAGGAGCAGCAGCAGCAACAGGAAAUGGUGACGUCAUGACCAGAUUUCUACCAACAUAUCAAGCAGUGGAGUUCAUGAGACAAGGAUACUCCCCUGAGCAGGCUUCACAGUUGGCUCUUUUGCGAAUUGUUAAACACUAUAAAGACUUUAUAGGCGCUUUAAUCGCUGUUAACAAAAAGGGAGAGUACGGUGGUGCAACUUACAAUUACAACCAGUUCAUUUAUUCUGUACGUACUCCAAGACUCGGAGAGUCGAAGUUAAUCAAGGUUGCUCCACUGGACCCUACCAAAGUCAUCAAAGAACGACCCUGCAGAGCAAGCAAUGGUACUAGGAUCUCGUUCCUUCCAUGGACGUUAUUACCACUAUUUUUUUAUAUGGUUCUUUGAGAUUUGUAUAACUGCUCACUGCAAUGGUCAAGGCCAUGGUUGGAAGUUGACGCAUUUUUUCCUUUUAAAACAGUUAUAGUUCACUUAG